Paramormyrops kingsleyae is the source of this 1360-nucleotide messenger RNA. RefSeq lists its product as uncharacterized. Gene Ontology annotation, molecular function: protein binding. The record is from RefSeq and is a predicted model, not a curated record. Gene Ontology annotation, cellular component: cytoplasm. Lineage: Eukaryota; Metazoa; Chordata; Actinopteri; Osteoglossiformes; Mormyridae.
CAGAGCCCCAGCGCCGUCCUGCCGUCUGAUUGUGUCCCAGUGCUGACAGGGGAGAGGAGGAAGGACGCAGGGAGAGGACAUGGGCAACUCGUCUAAGAAGGAGGCUGCGGAAGGGGGAGAGGGUGAUGAGGUGGAGGAGGAGAUGAGAGGAGCGGGUGAGGAGGCGGUAGAGGAGGAGGCAGAGGAGGAGGUAGUGGUGAAGAAGAAAGAUGAUGAUGAGCCAGACUGGGACCUGGAACUGCCGCCACGGACGGAGGAUUGUAUUGAAUCUGAGGAACCAUUCCUGGACUUGAGCUACAUUAAAAUGACCAACCUGCCGACUCGCAUCUGCUCGUUAACAUUCCUGGAGAAGCUGUUCCUAUGUAAUAACCGGCUGCAGACUUUGCCGAAGAGCCUGGCCCAGCUGCAAGGAUUACGCCUGCUGGCGCUCGAUCAGAACAAAAUGGAUGAUAUGCCAGUGGUCGUGUGUGAGCUGGUCAACCUCACCCACCUCUACCUGAGCAACAACAAGCUCAUGACUUUGCCUGUGGAGAUGGUCAACCUGAAGAACCUGCGCUGCCUCUGGUUGGACGGUAACUUCUUCCUGCAUUUCCCCCGGCUCCUCUUGAAAUUGCCCAACCUUAGCUCACUGCAGCUGGGAGACAAUAUGAUAAGGGAUCUGCCCAAUAGUCUGUGCCGCAUGGAAAAGCUACGGGGCCUCUGGCUCUAUGGCAACCGCUUCACCAAGUUCCCGAAAGUGCUGAUGCACAUGGAGAACCUGGAAUCACUGGACAUGGACCAUAAUAAGAUGUCCUCCUUGCCCGACCUAGACCACCUGCCUGCCCUGCACCUGUUCUCCUACGAUCAAAAUCCUAUCAAGGUCCCCCCUAAAGUGCGUGAGGGGGUGGUGCUAGUGGGAGCGGGGGCACGUGAUCUCAGGGAUGCAAAGAAAAAGAAGAUGAAAGCAGAGAAAGAGACUGCUGCAGUGGAAGCCAUGAAACAGGCCGAAAUAGAGGCCAAGAUGUUCCUCAAGAUAAGGCUCAAGGGGCUGCCGGUGCCAUCCAGCAAGGAGCAGGAGCUGGAGCAGGAGCUGGAGCAGGAGCCGGAGCCGGAGCCGCAGCAGGAGCCGGUCAUACAUGGAAUCCUGAAAAACUCCUCCUCUGACCGGCGGAACAAUGGCGUAGCUGAUAGGAUGGUGGAGGGGGUGAGGCUAGAUGGAGGAGAAGGGCCAAUGGAUUAUCAGGGGGAGGGGGAGCAGGAGGAGUUACUAUAUGAUGAGGGUGGCAGGGAAUAAGCAUGAGCAAGAGCUGUUAGCGAAUUGGGGUUCGACUUGGCAAACAAGGCUGGAGAAGGAAGGUGAGGAACAUAAGAAAUUUACAAA